This is a messenger RNA of Eimeria maxima, 4224 nucleotides long. RefSeq lists its product as hypothetical. The record is from RefSeq and is a predicted model, not a curated record. Bases 1 to 4224 code for a protein of 1407 amino acids. Lineage: Eukaryota; Apicomplexa; Conoidasida; Eucoccidiorida; Eimeriidae. The transcript has 14 exons.
AUGGGGACAGCACAUUCGAAGACAUACGUUGGAAGGUUUGGUCUUAGAGGAUCCCGCGUGACCAAUUUGCACGGGAGGAGGUCCUGGCUCGUGGCCGGCACAGACCAAAACAACCAUUGUGACUAUCCGCAGCGGAAGUCCUAUCGACGGCCUUCCAACAAGCACAGGGAGCGUCGAAGGAGGCUUCGACGGGCUUGGCUGUGCUACAAGGGGCGGCUUCCACCACCAGCGCCCAGCGACGGCCAACUCGGUAGCUCGGUACCGACGCCCUGGCUUGAUGGGCCUCAAGGCCGAAGUGCUGUGUUUUUUCACGAAAGGCCUAUACCACAAUCCCAGAGCCCUUCAAGCAGUGGUUUGGUUGAAGCUGAAGGCAGCUCCACGGGAGCACUGAAUGUGGAUUGCGCCGAAGACCACCAGGAGUUCAGACCGCGCCCCUGGCAGGUUUCAGCUUACUCUCAGAAAGGAGGUCCACUGUGCAUGGCUUACGCAACUUGUUUGGAGUACAUGGAGGAGGACCUGAUUGCAGCUCUGAUUCACCAUCCUAUGCCGAAUGAGGGACUCGCCUUAAUAUACCGAAGCUGCUGUACACUGCCUCUACCAGUGGAGCCCACUCUGGAACCCAGUGCAGACGUACUUGGGUAUGUGUUCCCUGGGACAUUCUUUAAAGUACUUGACAUCAGAGCUCACAUUGCACAAACAUCGUGUCUGUUGCGCCUCAAAACGGCGGAAGGUUGGCUAACAGGCGCAUCCUUGUAUUUGGUCCGACUCCCACAGCCAGCUCGGGGUUCGACGUGCAGGACUGCACAUGAAGAGAUUGGAACCGUCAAGCUUAGGCAUCGCAUACCUGACUGUGUAAACGUUUCAGCUGGAGUUGCAAAUCGGCAACAGGCUUGGGACCCUUCCUCAGGACAAGCUCGAGUUAAAGGCAGUUCUCCAGAUAGCAUUCCCAUAGCGGUUGAUGGGGAUGAAGAGGAGGAAGGAUUAGUUGAACCCGACGAUGCCAUCUCCACCGGUUGGGGAACCGUUUACGCUUGUCGUGCCACCCGCUUUCUUAGUUUUCAGGAAUGUGCCAGGCUGACGGAGGAGCGUAUGAGCUACAAUAGCUUAGGAAAGCUGGUAUCGGCCGCAUCCAUUCACAAGCUUGAGGAGACCCUCAAAGAAGCUACAAGGUCUCACCUUUCCAAUGUUGGCAUCUCCGGUGUGGGGGGCCUUUCACGCUUCAGCAGGACGCACAGCAUGAAUUCCGACUCUAGCAGAAUAGUCACCCGAAUCAGCAUUCGCGCUGGAGGUCUCAACCCUCUGGAGCAUUCCUUUGUUCUGUUUCGCGCUGUGGGUGCUCGUGCUAUACCUGUGAGCCUGGAAGGGUCUAACGACUGUAUGAUAGCGGGGCUGGGUACUUCAGGGAUAGGAGAGAGCGACAAGCUUCAACCACCUGCCGUUGCACGCACUUUCGGUAAGAAUGCAAAGAGAAACUCUGUUCACUUCACUAGUAACCGGCGUGUGCACCUUCGCGUGUGCACGGAUGAGGGCUGGGUGACUCUUGAUGGGCAUUUGGAGCGAGUUGACGAAUGUGAGAUUGCUUAUGACCGUCCCGUCCUCUACGAAAUAGUCGCUGAUGGUUAUUUAGUAAAUGUGAGGCCUGCACUUGAGAUUGAAGGGCAAGUCCGCCGCACUCUGCCCCCUUCUACGUUGGUUGAAGUAUACGAAAGAAAAGUUAACGCAGAGGGGCUCGUGCGCCUGAGGCUCGUGGAUGGGUGGAUAAAUGAACGCAGGAAGAGUUCAGGGGAAACAGGGUUUCUUUUUGCAACCAGAACGGCAGAUCGGCGACGAGAGACACUUCUGCGGCAUCUCACGGCGGUCGGCUUGCUGCUGCCUGCUCUGUGCAGCAAUGAUAAUCGCAUUCGUACAGCAGCGGCCUCUUGGGUAGCGGCUAAUGCCGCACAGUCCGCUAUUGCCUGCUCAGCGUUAAUGGAAGCGGUGGACACAGCCAUAGUGAAGUCGGCAUUAAGGCCAUGCACUUGUUGUUACUGCAAAAGCCACCAAGGAGACCGAGUUUUCUUCAAUGCCGAGUGUCCACCAUCGAUAUGCAGUACGAAUAGCCCCCGACGUCGUGGUUCUUGCCUUGUUGCGUUGAGGGAGGUUGCGCCUUGUGCAAACGAACUUGCUGAGUGUUCAGCAGUGAGCAAUCCGAGGUCUGCAGGAGGGAUGGCGGCUACCGAUGGCCCACGACAGUGCAUCACAGACUCUUCUGGGCUGCAGUCGCUCAAGCCCUUGGCUGCGAAGGACGUACUGCGGGAGUCCACGGUUAUUAGAUUUUCAGGCACGGACUCAGCGCUGCAUACUUCAGGACCCCGCGUAGGACACGACGGGGGAAAUAACACUUUCGCGUUGGUGGGGGCCGGAUGGGGCUCGGCCAUUGCACCCCCGCAGACGCGGGGUGGUGAGUGCAUUUCUGAUCGAUGCCACAGAGGACAGUGUUUUUUUGAAGGCAUGGAAUCCAUGAUUGAGGCAUCUGAUGACUACGGUGGGGGCAGUGGGAAUCAAGAGAAGCAUGCAGGACUGAGGAUUAGUUUGUUCUCUCUAGUUAAGGACACAAGACUAAGCUCUAGCUAUCCUGCUUUCUUCGCAGGUUGCUUCGGCCUUACCGGCAUGGGACGGGCGUUGAAUUGCGAAAAUGCAAGAGUAGUUCUGUCUCCUUCAGACGUUCUUUACCAGUUCUGCGUCGCUGCGGAGCUACGUUCUCAUGGGUACUUGUGGAUAGGCACCUAUGAAUGGUUGUGGCCCGACUCACAGGUAUACUCUUCCCUCGCAGAACACAGGGAAUCUGUGCCUCCGUACGCCGUAUAUCGCCCACCAGUUGGCAGCUUUGUGCCUCCGUCCAGCUAUGCGUCGAUGCCCGUUGGGAUUUCACAGCAGCAUGGCAUGCUGCAGUCGUAUAGGCCAUAUUUGGUGAUGAAGGAUGGAAAGCUUGCCCUUGGUAGUCCUACCCGUUUCAAUAGCUUUUCCUUUCACCAGCCUCCCGUCUUCGUGAUCCACAAAAUUGAAAGGAUUUGCAAUGGUCUUUUGGUGCGGCGUUACCUUCAUGAAAGGAGCAUGCUUUUGCUGAUGAAUUCGGAAGGGGGGUGUAACCUCGAUGAGGCCAUUCCCAAUCCAGUUCUUAAGGUUCAAGUGCAUCCAACACAGGCAACUUUGAACGAAUAUUUCCUCUUCCAUGGGUGCACCGAAGAGCGCGCAGGAUUGAUUGCUCUCGCCGGGUUUGAUUUUCGAAGAGGAGGAGAAAACGGAGGGAAGCUUUUUGGCAUAGGCACUUACUUUUCACCUCACGCAAGCAAAGCAGACCUGUAUACUCGCCCAAACGACGUUUUAGCCAAAACAAGUGGGCCCUUCGCAACUACAGCAGUCACAUUCCCCGGCUCUCUGCCAGCUGUCCCUUUAAUUCAUGCUCGUGUGACUCAACCAGUAGGAGCGCCCACGUCUUCUGCUCUACUCACGAGCACCCCAACCAGCAUGGGUACUGGGGGAAACCCCGGAGAAAGAGCUCGCCAGAACACAAGCAAAACUUGCGGUAAUCUUCGGUUUGGUAGAGGCGGUUGGCUGCCUUACGGAAGGGGAAACGCGAACGCUGCGGUCAUGGCAGCACGCAACUCUGCAUCUUCGACCACCCCAGAUGGAGCUUUGAAGAAAGAUAAGGAGAAGGGACGCUUCCGAGCAGUAUGCGCAAAGCUCACCAGGCAAGGCAGCGGGGCCAACAGGAGUCGGUCCAAGGACUUCUCAGCUUCUGGGCAGGCACUGAAGAACCAAAAACAGUCGAAUUCGCUGCCGACAAGCUUCCAACAGAGGGCUGACACCACUGGAGGGAAAGUGCAGCAAGCUGGAAUAAGGGGAAUUCAUUCAGGCGUACUAUCGUCAACACCCCAGCCUGUUACGCGUUGCUUGCUGCUGGCACGAGUCUGUCUGGGCGAAGUAUACAAGACUCUUUCUCCAAUGCCGGAUGCACGCAUGCCUCCCAACAAGCCGAAUUCCGCAACAGCAAAGUUGGCGUAUGAUUCUGUGAUGGCGGAAUGCCGCACACGAGGUGGCGUAGUGGACGGAGUUGAGUUUGUGGUUUUUGAACGGGCCCAGGCCUUGCCAGAGUUCAUCAUUACGUAUUCACAUGCCGCACACUGCCAUUUCGAAAUACGCCCAGGUGCAGCUCCUCGAGUGUCAAUGGAGACAAAACCAUAG